Molecule: messenger RNA, 3444 nt
Organism: Acanthopagrus latus (yellowfin seabream)
Lineage: Eukaryota; Metazoa; Chordata; Actinopteri; Spariformes; Sparidae
Gene: pex6
Product: peroxisomal biogenesis factor 6
Exons: 18
Coding region: 22-3189 (1055 amino acids)
Biological process (GO): protein import into peroxisome matrix
Cellular component (GO): cytosol; peroxisomal membrane
Molecular function (GO): ATP hydrolysis activity; ATP binding
Source: RefSeq, a predicted model, not a curated record
GAAGGAGCAGCCGUACUGCGCAUGUCCAAGAUGGCGGCGCUGGUGGAGCUGUGUUGUGUUGACAGUUUCCCGCCGCACCUGAGUCCUCUGGAUGUUCUCAUAUUAAAAUCUGACCUGGGCUCAGUUCUGCAGAACGACUCGGACCCACCGACCCUCCUCUUCACCCCGCAGCGGCCUCGGGGCUCCGGCAGGCCGGACAUUUUACUGCGCGUCCACCCGAGUACCGAGGAGGAGACCUGCGGAGGGGGGACCUCCCCCAGACCAGAGUCCGGCAGGCGGGUCAGGCUGUUCACCAGCCGCCUCUUCAUGCGGCACCACGGGCUCCAGCGGCUCGGCAGCACCGGGACCGUCCGGCCUCUGAAGCCGGUCAGCCUGGACCGAGUGGUGCUGGGAGCCCGCAGCAGGCAGAGCCUCCGCUGGGCCGGAACCGAGCAGUUCACCGGCGGGCUGCUGGAGCUCUGCCGCUCCGAACAGUGGCUGCUGGCCCGGCAGGGAGACCCGCUGCUGCUGCCCCGACACCUGGUGCCGGGACAGGACCCGGGCCAGGACCCGGGCCAGCAGCUGUUGGAGCUGCUGGUGUUGGACUGCAGUCCUGUGACGCAGGGACGGAUCACCACCGACACGUGUGUGGUUCUGACGGACUGCUGGGACCCCCCGGACCCCCCUGGACCCGCCCCGCCCUGCAGACCGCUCCGUCUGUGCGUGUCGGACUUCGCUCACUAUGCCGAUGGCCUCGGAGGGGGGCGGUCUCUCCUGGACAACAAGAGGCUGCUGGGCAGGAGCUUCUCCGGGGUCCUGCAGGCGCUGGAGUGCCGGCUGGAUGUGCGGGUUCUGCACUCUCAGGGACCGCUCAGGGUCAGAGGUCAGCAGGGGGGCACUGUGGACCUGGACAGCUGUGUGCUGGUGAGCAAACAGCUGCUGCUCAGGCUGGGCCUGUUCAACCAGGAGUGGGUCAAGCUGUCCUCCAGACCGGACCUGAGGGGCGGAGUCUGCAGGGAGCGGCUGGUCUCGGUCCUGGUGGUCGACCCAGCUCAGAGUCCAGACCUGCAGAACCAGCAUGAAGUGGGUUUCAUAUCCAGCACUCUGUGGUUCAACAUGACGGGAGGAGACGAGAUCCCCGAGAGGAGCUGCACACUGAGAGUGAAGAGGUGGAAACCGUCUCCUGCAGUGCCAGGCGACCAUCGCUCCGACACUUCCUGUCGCUCCGCCUCCCCGCCGUUUGCCAGCGAGCUUCACGUGGAGCCGGUGGCGUCGCCGCUGUACAACAACCUGAGCUGCUGUGACAACAUCCUGUCUGAGCACUUCAGCACGCCGAGACUGGUGUCACAGGGAGACGUUCUGACGGUUCCUGCUGAAAACCAUCCAGACCUGCUGGAGAACAACUCAGAGGGGAUACACAGGUGUCCAGUGCUGUUCUUCAGAGUGCACAAGGUGUGUCCAUCUGCAGAGGCACGAGGAGAUGAAGAAGAAGAGGGAGGAGCUUACCUGGCCGACAGACUGCACACCUCACUCUACAUGCGAGCGUCCACCAGCAGCCCCGUCCCCUCGUCCUCCGUGGGCGGGGCGUCUCUGUGGAGCAGCCCGGCUCCUCCGGGCCUGGACCAGACCGUCGAGCUCCUGAGCAGCAUCAUCCUGCCUCACCUGCACCACAGCUCUCUGAUUGGUUGCACCGUCCUCCUUCACGGCCCUGCAGGAAGUGGAAAGGUGACAGCAGUGAGCGCGGCGAGUCGCAGACUGAACCUGCACCUGCUGAAGGUGGACUGUGUGAGCGUGUGCGCCGACACUCCUGCAGCCUCCGAGGUGAAGCUGGCGGCGGCGUUCCAGCGGGCCGGCGCCGUGCAGCCGUGUGUCCUGCUGCUCAGGAACCUGCAGCUCCUCUUCAGACUGCGAGGCGGCGCCGAGGACGACAGCAGAGUCGCGGCGGCGCUCUGCCAGCUGCUCAGCAGCGCCCCCAGCAGCGUGGUUGUCGUGGCGACCGUCUGCAGGCCUCAGGAUCUGACUGCAGCCGUCGUGGCAGCAUUUGUCCACCAGGUGGCGCUGGAGAGUCCGACUGAGGAGCAGCGCCGCUCCAUGCUGGUCAGCCUGAGCCGAGACCUUCACCUGGGGAGGGACGUCCACCUGGAGAGGCUGUCCAAACUCACUGCGGGUUUUGUGUUGGGGGAUCUGAGUGCUCUGGUGGUCGAGGCUGGCAGAUCUGCCUGCAGGAGGCUGAUUCACAGCUGCGCCGGCCGGCAGGAGGAGGACCUGUGCUCCAGUGGUGUGACCAUCAUGAACCAGGACUUCAUCGCCGCCCUGGAGACGCUGCAGGACGCCCAGUCCACGGCCAUCGGAGCCCCCAAGAUCCCUGAUGUGCACUGGGACGAUGUCGGAGGGCUGCAGCAGGUGAAGAAGGAGAUCCUGGACACGGUCCAGCUUCCUCUGCAGCGUCCAGAGCUCCUGUCUCUGGGUCUGAACCGGACCGGAGUCCUGCUGUACGGACCACCAGGAACAGGAAAGACUCUGCUCGCCAAAGCUGUGGCGACCGAGUGCUCCAUGACCUUCCUCAGUGUCAAAGGUCCAGAGCUCAUCAACAUGUACGUGGGCCAGAGUGAACAGAACAUCAGAGAAGUGUUCUGCAGAGCUCGCUCGGCUGCUCCCUGUGUCGUCUUCUUUGAUGAGCUGGACUCCCUGGCGCCCAGCAGAGGGCGCAGUGGAGACUCAGGAGGUGUGAUGGACAGAGUCGUGUCUCAGCUGCUCGCCGAGCUCGACGCUCUCAGCUCGGCUGUUGGAGUUUUUGUGAUCGGAGCCACGAACCGUCCAGAUCUGCUGGACCAAUCACUGCUGAGGCCCGGCAGGUUUGAUAAACUUGUCUACGUUGGAAUCAAUGAGGACCGAGUCUCUCAGCUGCAGGUUCUCCGGGCCGUCCUCAGAAAGUUCCAGCUGGACCCGGCCGUCGACCUGCAGCAGGUGGUGGAUCGCUGCCCCGCUCACGUGACCGGCGCCGACCUGUACGCUCUCUGUUCAGACGCCAUGACGGCCGCCAUCAAGAGGAAGAUCGCUCUGAUAGAGGACGGUGUGGACUCGGAGGAUUCCCCCGUCCUCCUCUCUGCUGACGACUUCUCUGCGGCGCUGCAGAACUUCCGGCCGUCGGUCUCGGAGCCGGAGCUGCUGCGAUACAAGAACAUUCAACAGAAGCUCAGCGUCAAGUAGAAACUGAUCUGAGAGCAGCCCACAUGCUCUGCACAACACUGUACAUGGAAACACAACAUCAAUUUAUACAAAUGUAAUUAAUAAAUACUGAUAAAUUACUGAAUCAUUUCCGAUCAGCCAAUCAGGGGAGAGUUUCUUCUCACAGCAUGACUACGGAAGCCCCGAGGGGCCAGUGAGGCGUCUGUUACUGACCCGAGAGCUGCUGCAGAGAAAGUUCUGCAGGAUAAUCUUCAUAAAUAUUAAAGUAAGAACCUG